AAGUUUCGGCCUUUGAGGACUUGGGUUUGAUCCUUGAGGCCGAGAUCUUUCUUUUUUCUGAAGAAGCUUCUUGUUAAUUUUGGUGGUUUAGUUUAUAAGACCGUUGAGCUUCAGAGAUAUAUGUUUGGAUUCAUAAGUGAUCGCAUAAGACGUUCCUAUUGGCCAGAAGUGAAUUGUGGUCUACCGGGGUAGCGUUUUGUUGUGUCUUCAGUAGUUAGGACAGUAGAGAUGCCUCCUUCCCCGGCAUUGAGAUGCUCUCCUGGGAGGGAACUUCCUGGGAAGAAACACAGGCGAGGACACAGCAUUGAAUAUGGGAUACUAUUUAGAGAUAAAGACGAUGAUCUUGCCUUGUUUAGUGAGAUGCAAGACAAAGAAAGAGAUAGUUUCUUGCUUCAGUCAUCUGAUGAUCUUGAAGAUGUAUUUUCUACAAAAUUGAAGCACUUUUCGGAGUUUACCAUUCCUGUUCAAGGAGAGAGUAGCAGAUUGCUGACUGCAGAGGGAGAUAAGAAUGACUAUGAUUGGUUGCUGACGCCUCCAGACACACCACUUUUUCCUUCAUUGGAUGACCAACCGCCAGCAGCUAGUGUUGUGAGAAGAGGGAGACCACAGAGUCAGAUUUCGUUAUCUAGAUCUUCCACGAUGGAGAAGAGCCGCCGUAGUAGUAAGGGCAGUGCAAGCCCAAAUCGCUUAAGCACAUCGCCUCGAGCUGACAAUAUGCAGCAGAUAAGGGGAAGGCCAUCUUCAGCACGCCAUCCUAGUCCAGCGUCUGGUCGACGAUCAGGUACCCCAGUUAGGAGGAUUUCUCCUACUCCAGGGAAACCCUCAGGACCUGUAUCAAGAUCUCCGACCCCAACUUCGCGAAGGAUGAGCACUGGGUCAACUACCGUGGCAUCGCCAGCUGUCAGGGGAACUUCUCCCGUCAGUUCUAGUCGAGGCAACUCUCCUUCACCCAAAAUAAAAGUGUGGCAGUCAAACAUUCCUGGUUUCUCCUUGGAUGCGCCACCAAAUCUCCGAACUUCUUUGGGUGAUCGACCAGCAUCCUAUGUAAGAGGUUCCUCGCCAGCAUCCAGAAAUGGUAGGGAUGCAGUCUCUACACGCAGCAGAAAAUCUGUUUCUCCAAGCGCUUCCAGAAGUGUCAGUUCAUCUCACAGUCAUGAGCGUGAUCGGUUUAGUUCUCAUAGUAAAGGCUCUGUAGCAUCAUCUGGAGAUGAUGAUCUUCAUUCUUUACAGUCUAUUCCUGUAGGUGGCUCAGAACGUGCAGUUUCAAAAAGAGCUAGCCUUUCUCCAAAUAGUAGAACUUCUAGAUCUUCGAAAUUACUGUCACCUGGUUCAGCACCGAGAAGGCCGUUUGAGUCUGCUCUACGUCAAAUGGAUCAUCCUAAAAGCCAUCAUAGCAUGUUUAGGCCUCUUGCUUCUAGCCUUCCUAGUACAGGCAUUUAUUCUGGGAAAGGUAGUUCGUCUUACCAUCACAUUAUGUUAAGACAUUCUACGGCAACAGUGGGGAGCAAUUCAAGUUCUGGCCAAGUUACAGGAUUCAUGCCAGAUGCUAAAGGAAAUGAUCCAGUCCCUGUAUUCCAAUCUGAAGUUGAAAAUUUGGCUUAUCCUGAUAAACAUGGAGAAAGUACUGCCUUUAGCAUGGUAAAUUUAUCAAAUGAAAGUAGUAGACAUGAGAGUCAUGAGAGUUCUUUCAGUGAUCAGCUUGGGGAUAUGGAUCAAGGUUAUGUUGUUGAAUGCGAGUCUAGCGUGAAUGAGGAGGCCAGUCACCAUGUUUUUGAUGUUGAAAGCAGUUCGACUCAUGGUAGUCUUCAUGUAGGCAAUGAAUUUUUAGAAGGGGUCGUUCUUGAAACUACGGAGGUUUGUGGUAGAUGUGGUUCUCACUAUCGUGCCACUGAAGAACCUAGAAGCGAGAUAAAUAUUUGUCCAGAGUGCAGGGAGGAACACAGUUUCGUAGAAACAGAAUCCCCUGGAACAAUGAGAGCUCUUGAUGAAAAUUCCCCAAAGCAGUCUCAGGAAAUUUUCGAUGAAAACAGAUCAUAUUUUGAAAACAUUCCUGUGAUAGAUGUGCUAGAUUCGCUGCCUGUUGUUAUGGUUGAGGAAGAGAUCAUGGAGACACGAGAAAAGAUUGAGCAGUGUGAUAAUUCCUACGAGCAAGAACAAUAUCAUCUGCAUGAGAGAUCUAUUUCCAGGGCUUUGGAAGAGCAAAAUGUGGAUACGCUCCGUUACCAGGAUGGAACUCAGUCUUCCACUGGCUGUGGUCCUUUAAGUAUAGGCACAAAAGAUACUCAAACUCAGCUUUCUGAUAAGCAUUAUGAUGUGAAGAUUGGUUCUUCAGGACUUGGAGACAUUCCUUUGCUUAUAAAGAGAUCGGUCAGUAUGAAGUCACCUGUUAUUCAAGCUAAUAACUCCAGUUGUUUCACCAGAUCAUAUGAGGGCUUUUCUUAUUCAAGGGAUAGAAGUAUUAGUCUUAGAAGCUCCACGGAAACUGCUUCUGCAUCUUCAUCUUGGGAUUAUGGUUCUUCUAUAAGAAAGGGAAUCCAUAUACGACAACGAAGCGGGAGUACACUUGACUUGGAGACUCAUAGGUAUGAUACCAACUCCAAGUCUCUGAGCUCCAUGUCAUCUUCAUCUGGCAUGUCAAGCCACGCUUUGCAGGCUCUAAAUGUCAUGCCAGAGGACAGUUUUGAAGUGUGUGCUGCCCAAAUGGCAUGUACACACGAUGAAACUCAGCAAGAAUUUCACACUGAACUUCAAGAUUCGGAGUAUAAAGAAACCAAUGUGAUGAGUGCUGAUUUCAGUGAAGUUGGUAUUUCCGCCGAUGUAGUUGGUAAUCCUGCAGAGCAUAAUCCGGUGGUAAUUGACGAUGAAUUUUGUGAAAAUGGAGAUGAUGUAGCCAAUACUGUGAUAAGCAAGGGGGAGACUAGAGAAUCACCAGCACAUGUAAGGAGCAUGUCAGAUUUAGGAGCAUCACCUAUCACUGAUGACUGCCCUUUAAAUGACCACUCUAGGCUACAAGAAAAUGAUGGUAAUGAAACUCCUAAUGGUUUAUCCACCACGACAGCCUCAGAAAUAGAACCUGAGAGUUGUGAACCCGAAACACCUGGUUUAGGGGUUCAUGAUGAAAUUCCAGAGUCAGAGUGCAACCUAAAUGCAGUGGAUAACUGCUCAGAAAAGAGUAUGGUGCAUGCUUCUGUGGAUCACCACAACUCCUUGGCUCCUGUAAAUGAAAUUUUAGAUGAGUCCACUGUACUUGUGGAGUGUCCCGGUGGAAAAGAGCCGAGGAGCCUCACGCUUGAAGAAGCCACUGAUACAAUACUUUUCUGCAGCUCCAUUGUUCAUGAUUUAGUUUACCAGGCUGCAACAAUAGCAAUGGAUAAAGCAAAGGAUGUGCCAGUGGAAGAAGAAAUGUUACAUCCAACGGUGACAGUACUUGGAAAGUCAAAUGCAAACAGAAAUAGUUAUGGACUUGGCGGCGGAACAAAGGCGAAGAAAAAGAGUUCCAAAUCUGCAAAAGCAAGUCGAAAGCAAACAGAAACAGAGGAGAAAACAGAAGUGGAAAUAGAGAAUGAUGAAAAUGCAGGUGAAGCAGUGAUGAUACGUAACGUUGGAGUUCCUCCUAGUAAAGGAGAGAACUUGAAACCUCCUCCUAAGCUGGAAUCCAAAUGCAAUUGCUCAAUAAUGUGAUAUGACCCACUCUUUGAUCAUUUUUUUUGUAUUACUAGUAAAUUUUUAUGUUGUUUGUUCAUAAAGUUGGUGCUUGUUC
Messenger RNA from Arabidopsis arenosa, 3760 nucleotides. The record is from the annotation of a GenBank genome assembly. NCBI's taxonomy places the organism in Eukaryota, Viridiplantae, Streptophyta, Magnoliopsida, Brassicales, Brassicaceae.